CGGCGCGGCGGGAGCGCGCGCGAGUUGCUGCGCCGCUGGCUGCCUGAGCAGAGCGACGCGCGCCGGAGUGGGGGCUGCUCGCGGCUGCGUCACGGUCGCCCCGGUCGGCGCCGUGCAACAUUGUACUGCAAGGCAAUCAAUACAGUAAUUUAAGUCACUUCAACUGUAAUGGAAAAGUAUGAAAAACUUGCUAAGAUUGGAGAAGGGUCUUAUGGGGUCGUGUUCAAAUGUAGAAACAAAACCUCUGGACAAGUGGUAGCUAUUAAAAAAUUUGUGGAAUCUGAAGAUGAUCCUGUUGUUAAGAAAAUAGCACUAAGAGAAAUACGUAUGUUGAAGCAAUUAAAACACCCAAACCUCGUAAACCUCAUUGAGGUGUUCAGGAGAAAAAGGAAAAUGCACUUAGUUUUUGAAUACUGCGAUCACACACUUUUAAAUGAGCUGGAAAGAAACCCAAAUGGAGUUGCUGAUGGAGUGAUCAAAAGCGUAUUAUGGCAAACACUUCAAGCUCUUAAUUUCUGUCAUAAACAUAAUUGUAUUCACAGAGAUGUAAAACCUGAAAAUAUUCUAAUAACUAAGCAAGGAAUAAUCAAGAUCUGUGACUUUGGGUUUGCACGAAUUCUGAUUCCAGGAGAUGCCUACACUGAUUAUGUCGCUACAAGAUGGUACCGAGCUCCUGAACUUCUUGUGGGAGAUACUCAGUAUGGCUCUUCAGUAGACGUGUGGGCUACUGGUUGUGUUUUUGCAGAGCUCCUGACAGGCCAGCCACUCUGGCCUGGGAAAUCAGAUGUGGACCAACUUUAUCUGAUAAUCAGAACACUGGGAAAACUAAUCCCAAGACAUCAAUCUAUCUUUAAAAGUAACCAAUUUUUCCAUGGCAUCAGUAUUCCUGAACCAGAAGACAUGGAAACUCUUGAAGAAAAGUUCUCAGAUGCUCAUCCUCUGGCUUUGAAUUUUAUGAAGGAAUGUCUGAAGAUGAAUCCAGAUGACAGAUUAACCUGUGCCCAACUCCUGGAGAUCCCCUACUUUGAUUCUUUUCGAGAGGACCAAAUUAAAAGAAAAGCACGUAAUGCAGGAAGAAACAGAAGACGUCAGCAGAAUCAACUGUUGCCUCUCAUACCAGGAAGCCACAUCUCCCCCACACCUGAUGGAAGAAAACAAGUCCUCCAGUUAAAAUUUGAUCAUCUUCCAAACAUUUAGGAAAAUGUUCUUUCAAGUGGAAAGUAAUUUAAUAUGUACACAUUUUUGUACAAGAGAGAUAGGAAUUCUCAGGGUUUCAAAUGCAAAUGAGCCAUAUGAAAAUUAAGAUGCCUUCUAGAAUUGUUUUGCUCUGAUCAUUACUGAUUCCUCUGCCCGUGCUUUUUAUAUGCCAACUUUAUCUUUUAGAACAUUUUCUUUAAAUGUUAUAAAGUCUCAAACUGUACAUAUGGAGGAGACAUUUUCAAUUUCAUCAGAGCAGCCCCUCUUGAGGCAAUUUAUAUUGAGAAUUUGUGGGCUUAUACUUUGAUUUAUGAAAAAGAUUUGCAUAUAUCAUCUUGCUACAGCUGACCACAUAAUGUUGUAGAACAAUAUCUGAUAGCUUGCCUAGCUAUUGUUUGCGUAAGGAAUGACGUUAUGUUUCUGCAUUUUAAUUCACUCUUACUGUAACCAGGUCUGUUGAGCAGUGCUGGUAUUGUAUUCCAUGUUUUUAUAUUGGUGUGGGAAGGGAAUCUUGAAAUGUUGUCUAGAUUUAUCCCUUGAUUCUAGGGCAGACUCUACUUUCUCUGUCUCAUGAGACAUUGACGAUUCUAUUUUUAAAGCUAGCUGGAAAAAUUCCAUACAUUUGCAUAGCAAAUAGUGAGUGAACUAUAAGAAAUCACCAUCCUCAUGACGUAAUGCCCUAGGAUAAUUGACUGCUGACUCUAAUGCUGUUUUCUAUUACAUCAUGGUUCUUUAUCUCCCUUUUCCCCUCCUGGCAAAAUCAUCUCAGUACCUAAACCUGUCCUCCUGGGUGUGUUUUCCAAAUUGUUCAUCGUCAACACUCUCUUCUAAACAUUUGCAUCCAUAGCCUCUAUAAACUUGUGCAGCCCUAAACUUGUGCAUCAUGAUCAGGUCAGGUUUGUAAACACUUCUGAGAGCAGGAAGAUUAUCUUUCAGUUAACUUCAUUUUGUGCCUCUUACCAAAAAAAGAAGCAAACAAAACACCUUAGUAGGUGAGCCGAAUUUACAUUGGGCUAUUUUCCAAGUAAAGUUGACAUACACACAUACAUAUAUACAUAUGUAUAAAUAUGUAUUUAUAAUGAUAAGCUUUGAAGCAUCAUAGUAGAUGCCUUUUAUCCCAGACAUCUAAGAAUGAUGCAGAAUGUCUGAAAGUACUUUUAGUUUGCUAACAGGGAACUUGUGUAAAAUAAUAGCACGGGGGCUGUCUAUCACUGUCUGGCAUAAAGGCACAAAAUAAUGAUGUUCCUGUUAAUAAAUAUUAAGAUUUUUUCAUUAACUCUUUUCUGCUCCUGGGUCUGGCAUUCUCACCUAAAUGUUGUCAAAUUUUGCAAAUAUGCAUAAUUCCAGAAAUUCUUUGUAUCUAGCACCAGGACACCAAACAUAAAUUGUUAUAAGAAAACACGGUAACACCUUAUGCCCAUCUCUGAAAGUCUAUUGGACUUACAAACAUGGCUGUGUAAACUUGCAGAGAAUCGCAUUUAGUUACUUGGGAGCAUCUCUUUACUAAGGAAUUACGACAUCUACACAGCAGAUCCUUACUCACUGGAAGGACAUUUUAAGUGGGCUUAUUUUGCCAUUUAACAUUCUUGGGGUGAAUAUAAGCUGCUAGGGUCUUUUUAUUUUCAUCUUAUUAUCAAGAAUAUCCCUCUUCAGAAUUGUAUAUUUCUUGCAUUUUUGAUAAGAUGAUACCACAGGUGCAAGGAAAAUGAGAAGCAAAAGAUAAAAGGCAACUUUUAGAUUUCUUUUUAGCUUUCAUAGUGUUUUUAUCACUUAAGGCUUCUUAUUGCCAAACCACUCAUGCUGCCCCAGCUCUCCAAAAUUAUAUAUUAUGUAUAUAAUACACACACACAUGCAGAAAUUAAGAUGACAGCCCAAGACUCCAUUAUCCAUUUUGUAAAUGUGCUUCAAACAACGAUGGAGUUUUUGGCAGCGUGACUCUCUUCCCUUAUUUUUGCUUACAUUUAAGAAUCAAUUCAAACCAGCAUUUCUCUCUCAAUUUUUUCCCUUAAAUCCACCAGUUAGGUAUCACCGGGGAGGGGAGAGGAGAAGGCAUCUAAUGCUUAGAAAAGUGUUCUGCUGCCAUAUUACCACAAAGGAAAAGAAUCUUCUGAUGACAUUGGCAUACUUAACUUUCCCUUGGGGACCCAGGCCAUGGAGUGCUGCCGCCUCAAUCACUCAGGCGCACAGAUCUCAAACCGCAACUCUUUUCUCUUUCGAGUGCAUAGUUCCCACCUCUGUACUGCAGAUCCCCUUGCGUUUCUCAGCCACGUGGAAGACAGUUGCACUUCAGUGUCUAGGACCCACGUUAUGUAAUGACUUUUGUAAAACUUAGCAAAUAGUCUUGACCCAGGCUCUCGACAGAAGCCCACGUGAUUCUGUAACCAUGUGUCUCCCCUAGUUUCUGGCUUGCCUGGGACUGGUCUCACCAGCUCUGGCUUUCAAGCUUCUACAUUUACUCAUACAGCUCUUUCCUGAUGCUGUCCGAAUACUGCGCCGUCACAGUGAGGGACGCCGCCUGAAUACUCCCUUCUCUCCACCUCG
Equus quagga is the source of this 3738-nucleotide messenger RNA. It is a transcript of the gene CDKL4, whose product is annotated as cyclin dependent kinase like 4. The record is from RefSeq and is a predicted model, not a curated record. Gene Ontology annotation, biological process: protein phosphorylation. Gene Ontology annotation, molecular function: ATP binding; cyclin-dependent protein serine/threonine kinase activity. Gene Ontology annotation, cellular component: nucleus. Lineage: Eukaryota; Metazoa; Chordata; Mammalia; Perissodactyla; Equidae. Bases 169 to 1197 code for a protein of 342 amino acids. The transcript has 10 exons.